CCCCUCUCUUCCUCACUUUUGCAGAGACUUCAGGCCCCAAGAGCGGUUUUGGCACCGUCCAAAACCUCCUGCUCUGGCCCAAAACCAAAGUCUCCCAACCCCAAUCCCUGUUUUGUCACCCUUAGAUCCCUCCCCCCAAAACCCAAGAGUGGUUUCAGUCCUUUAAAGACCUCCUCUCCAAACCCAAAAGCUGUUUUCCUCCCCAAAAACCAUAAUUCCAUCGCCCAGAAGAGUGGUUAACGUGAUAGAAAGAUAGAUGGAAAACAGAGAUGGAGAGAGCGGGACGGCAGUUUCCGGCUACGAUUCGACGCACAGAGAUGAAGACGAGAGAGAUGUGCUCUCGGUCGAGCAAAUAUUCGAAUCGAAGACGAUUCCGCCGUGGCAGGAGCAGCUCACAUUCAGGGCUUUCUUUGUGAGCUUUGUGUUGGGAGUUAUGUUUAGUGUGAUUGUGAUGAAGCUGAAUUUGACGACUGGUAUAAUUCCAAGCUUGAAUGUGUCUGCUGGUUUGUUGGGGUUCUUCUUUGUGAAGAGUUGGACAAAGUUCUUGGAGAAGAUGGGGCUUUUAAAGCAACCUUUCACUAGGCAGGAGAACACUGUUAUUCAGACUUGUGUGGUGGCGUGCUCGGGGAUUGCUUUUAGUGGUGGUUUUGGGAGCUACUUGUUUGGCAUGAGUGAAACGAUUGCCCAUAGAUCAACGGAUGGACCCAUCGACCCACAAACCAUUAAGAACCCGGGCUUGGGUUGGAUGAUUGGCUUUCUUUUCGUCGUCAGCUUCCUGGGCCUCUUCUCCAUUGUCCCCCUCAGAAAGAUUAUGGUCAUCGACUAUAAGCUUACUUAUCCAAGUGGAACGGCUACUGCUCUUCUCAUCAACAGUUUCCAUACGCCUCAAGGAGCUAAGCUAGUCAAGAAACAAGUGGGGGCUUUGGGUAAAUUCUUCUCCUUCAGCUUCUUGUGGGGAUUCUUCCAAUGGUUCUUCACAGCAAGUGAUGGAUGUGGAUUCGCAAGUUUCCCCUCAUUGGGCUUAAAAGCAAGGGAUAACCGGUUUUACUUUGAUUUCUCGGCCACUUAUGUUGGGGUGGGGAUGAUAUGCCCCUACAUUGUGAAUGUGUCUUUGCUCUUGGGUGCUAUUCUUUCAUGGGGGAUCAUGUGGCCUCUCAUUGGGAAUAAGAAGGGAGACUGGUACAGUGCUGAUCUUAAAGAUAGCAAUCUCCAUGGACUUCAAGGAUAUAGGGUCUUCAUCGCAAUCGCCCUGAUCCUGGGCGAUGGGCUCUACAACUUCGGCAAGGUGUUCUUCAGAAGUGCACAAGCCUUGAACAAGCAUAGAAGGACCCAAGCCAUCAUCCCAGUUUCUGGAGCCACCUCUAGCGCCGACACCACUUCCUACGACGAAGAGCGCCGCAAGGAUAUCUUCAUGCGCGACGGAAUACCCAACUACAUUGCUGCCUCUGGCUAUGUUGUCCUCGCAGUCAUCUCCAUUGCAGUCGUCCCCAAAAUCUUCCCCCAACUGAAGUGGUACCAUGUUUUGGUAACCUAUUGCUUUGCCCCAAUAUUGGCUUUCUGCAAUGCAUAUGGUUCUGGCCUCACUGAUUGGAGCUUGGCCUCGACAUAUGGAAAAUUGGCCAUAUUCAUCUUCGGAGCGUGGGCAGGGGCGGCCCAUGGUGGCGUUCUCGCCGGCCUGGCUGCAUGUGGUGUCAUGAUGAGCAUUGUCUCGACGGCGUCGGACCUGAUGCAGGAUUUCAAGACUGGUUACCUGACAUUGGCAUCGCCACGCUCCAUGUUUGUAAGCCAGAUAGUUGGGACCGCAAUGGGAUGUGUGAUCGCUCCUAGUGUCUUCUGGCUCUUCUACAAGGCAUUCAAUAUUGGCGCUGCGGAUUCUGAGUACAGCGCCCCAUUUGCUACCGUCUACCGCAACAUCUCGAUUCUCGGUGUCGAGGGCUUCUCAUCACUGCCAAUGCACUGCUUGACCCUCUGCUUGGUGUUCUUCUUGGGCGCGAUGGUUGUCAAUUUCUUUCGCGAUGUGACUCCCAAGAGCAUUUCGCAGUUCAUACCGAUACCGAUGGCAAUGGCAAUCCCUUUUUAUAUCGGGGGUUAUUUCGCAAUCGACAUGUGCAUUGGUAGCUUGAUUCUGUACCUGUGGGAGAGGACCGACAAGAGGAAGGCCGACGCUUUUGCUCCAGCCGUAGCCUCAGGAUUGAUAUGCGGUGAUGGAAUAUGGACGCUGCCGGCCUCGUUCCUCGCACUCGCGAAGGUGAACCCUCCAAUUUGCAUGAAGUUCUUGUCUAGGUCAGUGAAUGCAAAGGUGGACACCUUCUUGGGGGGUUAGAGAGAUGAAGAAAAUUAUGGUGGUUGUGUUAGAGAGAGAACGCUUUGUGAUGAUGAAUGUAGCAGGGGUAUUAUUGUACAGGAUCAGGGGACUAUAUCAGGGGAGGAGAAAAGAGAAGUGAUGAUUGGUUGGUGUUAUUUUGGGUUUUUUUCUAGUUUUGAACUUUUUUGUCCUUAAGAAUGUGUUUAUGCUGGUUUGUUAGGUUGGUUGAAAUUGGAUUAUUAAUUCAAGUCCUUGAUUCAUAGAAUUGUAAAUGGUGGGCUUUAAUUUAGUAUGUGCUUCUCUGUUUA
This is a messenger RNA of Amborella trichopoda, 2613 nucleotides long. Its product is annotated as putative metal-nicotianamine transporter YSL14. Gene Ontology annotation, molecular function: oligopeptide transmembrane transporter activity. Lineage: Eukaryota; Viridiplantae; Streptophyta; Magnoliopsida; Amborellales; Amborellaceae. Gene Ontology annotation, cellular component: membrane. The record is from RefSeq and is a predicted model, not a curated record.